Messenger RNA from Brassica rapa (field mustard), 4560 nucleotides. RefSeq names its product UDP-glycosyltransferase 79B6. Lineage: Eukaryota; Viridiplantae; Streptophyta; Magnoliopsida; Brassicales; Brassicaceae. The record is from RefSeq and is a predicted model, not a curated record. Gene Ontology annotation, molecular function: UDP-glucosyltransferase activity.
GAAAAACAGAGGAAGAGGCUCUUAAGUAUUAGCAAAAUUUACAGGGUUUAGAAUGAAUUGGGCUUUAAUGAUUCAUAAAACCUAGAUCUCGAUGUUUCAAAUUCAUACUAAUAUCAAGUGCUUGUUCUCCCACAUCGAUUACAAAACUCAAGAACAUUAAAGAAUCUGAACUUUAAAUUAGACGCAGAGCAGUGUGAUAAAGACUCACGGAGCCGUGCAGUGGGGGCAAAGCGAACUAUUCUUUCGCCUUUUACUAAAGAAUACCGUGUUCUCUCUCCAUUUAGCGGCAUACGCCUAUUUUUGGAAAAGGGUUUAGAAAUAAACCUCCAUCAGUUCUUUAGUUUAAAAUUAUAAUAUUUUUGAGGUAUAUAGGUGUCAAAAUAUUACUCACAAUAUUUGAUAAGUGUUUGUCACUAUGGUUCUUUUCUCCCACAGUUACCACUAACUAAAGAUGAGAAGUAUCUCUGUUUGGUUCAAUGUAGUAGUCUUUAAUGAGUGAUUUCAGAUCGUUUUGGUGCCGCAGCACGGUGAACAUAUGUUGAAACGCGAGACUUAUGACGGAAGAUGCAGGUUGAGACUUGAGAGGAAAGAUAAUUGAUGGUUUACGCGGCGGACCUUGGAAGAUCUUGUUAAGAGUGUGAUGAAUGAAAGUAGUGAGGUUGGAAGAAUCAUGAUAAAUGGAGAUGUGUUUUGACUUUUGAGCGACUAAGGUUUUGCUGAUGGUUAUAUCUGCAAAUUUAAACAUAACUUAAUUGAUCUUGUGAAGACAUGAAUUAUCAUUUCUAGUCUUUCCAUUUAGUUCGGUUUAAUUGGUCAUGUUUGGCUUUGUUUGAGUCUCGGAGAGAUAGAUUUGUAGUAGGGCAUGUUGCAUUGCAUGCUCUUCGUAUGUCCCGUAAGAUUAGCUAUUUAAUAAUUUUAUUUUAUUUUGGAACGAAAUUAGCUUAUAACUUUUUUAAAGCUUAUAAACAAAAAGGAAAUCACGGAAUUUAAUGAAUGCCCAGUUGUAGAUUUGGCAUAAUCGUAACAACUUUGCAUGUCAUCUUUGCAAUCCAUAAGAUUAUGUAUCUGGAACUCUGGAAGCAUAAAAAUAAUAUCGUAGUUUUGAUUAUGCAGUUAAUUAGCAUAUAAUAUAAUUAUGCUAUAGAUUAUUAGGGGAUAAUUUCCGGAAACUAAAAUAGCAAAAGGAAAUCACAGAUUGUAAAAAAAUUAAAUAAACGAAACUAAAGACUUGGCUUAUUCGUGGAGGCUUGAAUCAUUCAACUCAUAAUAGCACUUUCCUAAACUUCAGGUCAUCUGCAACUGAAAUUUUAUAAACAAAACAUAAGAACAAGAAUAAAAAAAAACGAAGGGACAGAAACAGAAAUGGGAUCAAAGUUUCAUGCUUUUAUGUUUCCAUGGUUCGGUUUUGGCCACAUGACUGCAUUUCUACAUCUGGCUAACAAGCUAGCUGAAAAAGGGCACAAAAUCACUUUCUUGCUACCCAAGAAAGGUCUGAAGCAACUUGAACCUCUCAAUCUGUUCCCAAAAUCCAUUGUCUUUCACAUUCUUACCAUCCCUUCCGUCGAUGGUCUCCCUGAUGGUGCCGAAACAACCUCGGAUAUCCCCAUCACGUUAGGUAGUUUUCUGGCCUCAGCUAUGGAUCGCACACGUGGCCAGGUCGAAGAAACGGUUCGAUUAGGUAAACCGGAUCUAAUUUUCUUUGAUUUUGCUCACUGGAUUCCGGACAUAGCUAGAGAAUAUGGGGCCAAGAGUGUGAAUUUUGUAACGAUCUCUGCAGCAUGUGUAGCUAUCUCAUUUGUCCCUGGUCGUAGUCCAGAUGAAUUAGCUAUACCUCCUCCGGGGUAUCCUUCCUCCAAGGUGUUGCUUCACGGACAAGAAACCAGUUCCUUGUCAUUUCUGUCCUAUCCCUUUGGUGAUGGAGUAACGUUUUACGAACGGAUCAUGACAGGGCUUGUGAACUGUGAUGUCAUAUCGAUAAGGACUUGCCAGGAAAUGGAAGGAAAAUUCUGCGAUUUUAUCGAAAGGGAAUUUCAAAGAAAAGUUCUCUUGACGGGUCCAAUGCUUCCUGAGCCGGACAAUAUCAAACCACUAGAAGAUCAGUGGAGUCACUGGCUGAACCGGUUCAAACCAGGAUCAGUAGUAUAUUGUUCACUUGGCAGCCAAAUCAUUCUUGAGAAGGAACAAUUUCAAGAACUAUGUUUAGGAAUGGAGCUGACUGGUUUACCAUUUCUUGUGGCGGUAAAGCCACCAAAAGGCGCAUCUACGAUUCAGGAAGCCUUACCAAAAGGGUUUGAAGAGCGGGUUAAGGAGCGUGGAGUGGUUUGGGGAGAAUGGGUGCAGCAGCCACUGAUAUUGGCUCAUCCAUCAAUAGGUUGCUUUGUGAGCCAUUGCGGGUUCGGGUCAAUGUGGGAGUCUCUGUUGAAUGACUGCCAAAUAGUGUUUAUUCCACAUUUGGGUGAACAAAUAUUCAACACCAGGCUAAUGAGCGAGGAACUUGAGGUCUCGGUGGAGGUGAAAAGAGAGGAAACAGGAUGGUUUUCAAAGGAGAGCUUAAGCGGUGCGGUUAGGUCAGUAAUGGACAAAGACACCGAGCUAGGGAACCUAGUAAGGAGGAACCAUGCUAAAUGGAAGGAGUCUCUACUUAGUUCUGGAAUAAUCAGUGGUUAUGUCAAUAAGUAUGUAGAAGCACUGGAGAAACUAGUCUAAAAGAGACGAAACAUGAAAUAAAUUGCAUGUGUUUCAAAAAAAAAAAAAAAUGAAAUAAAUUGCAUUGGUCUUAGUAACGUUGCUAUCAUUAACUAUACCACAUAACAUAAAAUGAAUUUUCUAUCUUGUAAGAUAAACUUCUAUAUAACAAUCAAAUCACUCCUUGUAGUGAUUUCCUGAAAGAGUUGCCAAAUAAUAAAUUCAAAGAAUUUAAAGAAAUAUUGGGACAUUGGUAUGAAAAUGAAGUUUUAGCUUGUGAGUUUCAAUAUCUUAGUCUGUUUUCUUUUCAUUCGUGUAUCCUACUUGUGUUUUCUUUAUUCACUAGUUACUUAUUAGACGUUAUUAGUCAAGUAGUGAAUACAUUGAAAAAUAAAAAAAUGGUUUCAUUUGAAUUAUUGUUGUUAGAUAACGAUAUAAGUAUAAUAUUUCAUCAAUCUUCAAAAAAAAAGUAUAAUAUUUCAUCGUUCUUUAUUGAUUUUCAUUAGUUAUACGAUUUGGUGUUAAUCCGGGAACAAGGAUUUCAACAUCUACUGAUGAACAUUUUAUUGGUAACUUCCGAUCUAAAUUAUUUCAAAAAAAUUAUUUUGUUCUCAGUAAAUCAUUAAUUCAAAAUCAAUAUCAUAUAAUAAAAACGAAUCUUAUAUCUUGUAAGAUAAACUCUUAUAAAACAAUCAAAUAAUUCAUUGUAAUGAUUUCAUAAAAGAUUUGGCAAAUAAAUUACUUUAAAUAAUUUUAAGAAAUAUUGGGACAUCAAUAUGAAAAGAAAGUCUUAGUGGUUAGUUUCUAUAUCGUAGUGUGUUAUCAUGUUAUUGAUGUGUCCUACUUUUGUUUCAUUCGUUCAUUAGUACUUUAUUUAUUCUAAUAUAUAUAAAGUAAACAUUCAAUAAAACUUAUGUUGUGUCACUUAUAGUUAAUUCUAGAUUAAUUGAAGAUCUUUCUUUUGACAUGAGAUCUUCUAGAAUCUCACAUUCAAAAAUUGUAAUAAAUAUUAUUGUUUUGUCUAAAUUUUAGGCUUCUUUAUUAUUAUUUUUUUUAAUUUUAUUUAUUUCUGUAAAUUGAAUUUUCGGAUAAAAAUAUAAAUUUUACCGGAUAUAUAAAUACCGAAUAUUUAGAUUAAACAAUCAUGGAUUAUAAAAAUGAUGAUUUGGACAGAAAACAAAAGAAGAUCAUGAAUUGCACUCAAAAUAGAAAGAUCAUGAAUAACUUCAAAAUACUAUAUAUAUAUAUCGUAUAUAAUAUGUCAACCCUAUAUGACGUGGGUCCAUUCAACGUUUGUUUUGUUGAUAGCAUCACAAUUGAACAAACCGCUAAUCUUACCUAACACAUAAGCAUGGCAAUUUUAUUACAAAAUAAACUAUACAUCCUAUCUAUGUCAACACUAAAUGACGUGGGUCCAUUGUACCACUAAUCUUACCCAACACAUGAGCCUGGCAAUUUUAUUUCAAAAACACUAUAUAUAUCCUAUCUUUGUCUACCCUAAAUGAUGUGGUCCAUUCAUUCACCUUGUGUUUUGUCGAUAAUAUCAUAAUUGAGCAACAGACGACCGCUCAUCUUACCUAACCACAAGAAAAACAAAGAAGCAAUGAUUCUACAAAAACUGCAAGAAAUGGAAUGGACGAACGUCGGUGGAAGAGGUAAAAAAGGUCUGUCGUGGCCGAGGGUACAAUAACCACUAGUUUAUAUAUUUCUGUUUCUUUUCUCUUAAGAUUCGUUUGUGGAUCUUCAUCUAGGGUUCCUUUAACUCUAUGCUUGUCCAAAACUUUUCAAAACUUAUGAGCUAAAACUCAUACUUGUAUUUCUUUUCCGCAUUUUAAUUGAAAGCCUGUUACAAAAAAAAAAAAGAAAAAAAAAAAA